AUGGAUACAAUAUUUGUUAAACCAACUGUCAUCAACAGAAUCAUGUUCGUCAAUUGCAAUUUCUCCCUCUUCGCGAUCGCGAAUCUCGACUCCGCCUCAGCAGUCGGUGACUCGACGCUUCGACGCUUCGUUCUGUCGUCCUAUGUUCGCCGGUCCACCGCCCACCAGUCCGACACCCGCCGGUCCGCCGCCCACUGCUCCGCCCGGCGGCGCCCGCUGACUGCAGCAGCUCCCUCUAAGGACUUUGUGCAUUUUGUCCGGGAUCAGAAGGCUAUUAUUUGGCUCUUCCAGCAAAUUAUGGAGAGGUUUUUUAAACCUAAACGUUUUCGUGAGGGUUCUUCCAAUGAUCCUAAUAUUAAUGAAGUUGUGGAAAUUCAAUCUCAUGUGGAAUUAGAUUUAAAUGAUAUUGUUAGUGAUCCUGGAUUACGAAAAUCAAUUGAAGAGUUUGAUAUUUCUAUUCGAGAUCAAGUCCGAAGAGAUCAACGAAAUGAGGAAGUUUCAAAGGUUGUUAAUCAAAAUGCUCCCGGAAACAAUCAAAUGAUUUCUCCAGCAAUUCAAAAAGACCUUACGCGUGCUUGUGCCUCUGAGAUCACACUUUCCAUAAUCGAAGAUAUUGGAAACAAUGUUUUCUCCUUAAUGGUUGAUGAAUCUCGAGACAUUUCAGUGAAGGAGCAAAUGAGAGUUGUUUUGAGAUAUGUGAACAAAAGAGGACAGUUAGUUAUUAUUGCUGUUGCCAAGAGUAAUCUCAAUGCGAGUUAUUUUUUUAACUAUGUCACUAUGAUUGUUAACACAAUGGGAGCAUCAUGUAAAAGGAGGGAUCAACUUAGGCAAAUUGAACAUGAUAGGAUUGUUGUAAUGUUGGAGGGUGGAGACAUUAGUACAGGCAGUGGCAAAAAUCAAGAAACUAAUUUAGUAAGGCCAGGAGACACUCGUUGGGGAUCACACUACUUGACAUUGAGUCGUCUAUUAUCUAUGUGGCCUUCAGUGAUUCAAGUGUUGGAGAAUAUUUGUGAUGAUUCUAGUUCUUUUGAUAGUAGAGGGGUUGCCAAAAGUUUGAUUCAGAAAAUGGAGAAUUAUGAGUUUGUUUUCAUGUUGCACUUGAUGAAGAUGAUAUUGGGAAUGACAAAUGAGUUGUCACUUGUGUUACAACAAAAGGAUCAAAAUAUUGUCCAAGCCAUAAGUUUGAUUGAGAGUGUGAAAGAUCAAUUUCAAAUAUUUAGGGAAGACGGAUGGCAUACAAUUAUAGAUAAAGUCAACACAUUUUGUGAGUUGAAUGAGAUCCCAGUGCCGGAGAUGAAAGACAAUUGUAUGAUUGGUGGUCGUAGUAGACGUAGAAGGCAAGUCAUCACCAAUUUGCAUUAUUAUCGUGUGGAGAUUUUCUAUCAGGUUGUUGAUUCAGUUAUACAAGAGAUGAAUACUCGUUUUUCAGAAGUUGGCACAGAAUUGCUUAGUUGUAUAGCAUGUCUUUAUCCAAGGAAUUUUUUUUCUGAAUUCAAUGUUCAGAAACUCGUUCGACUUUGUGAUUUAUAUCCUGAGGACUUCUCAACAAAUGAUUGUAUAGUUAUUGAACAACAACUUCAGAAUUUCAUUCAUAAUAUACGACAGGAUCCAAAUUUUUUUGGAAUUGAAGAUUUGGGAAGUUUUGCUCAGAAAAUUGUUGAAACUCAAAAAAAUCAAGCUUAUCCAUUGGUUUAUCGUCUGAUUGAGAUGACAUUAGUUUUACCAGUUGCGACCGCUUCUGUUGAAAGAGUAUUUUCUGCGAUGAAGACGAUAAAGACUGAUUUACGUAACAGAAUGGGAGACGAGUGGAUGAAUGACAGUCUAGUCGUAUACAUCGAGAAAGAUAUCUUUUCAACAAUUGAAAAUGAGCAAAUAUUGCAACGUUUUCAAAAGAUGAAAAGCCGCAGGAUGCAGUUACCUCCUCUUUCUUAUCCAACGAUCACCUAA
Messenger RNA from Zingiber officinale, 1947 nucleotides. RefSeq lists its product as uncharacterized. The coding region runs from base 1 to 1947 and encodes 648 amino acids. The record is from RefSeq and is a predicted model, not a curated record. The transcript is spliced from 7 exons. Lineage: Eukaryota; Viridiplantae; Streptophyta; Magnoliopsida; Zingiberales; Zingiberaceae. Gene Ontology annotation, molecular function: protein dimerization activity.